Molecule: messenger RNA, 699 nt
Organism: Aureobasidium subglaciale EXF-2481
Lineage: Eukaryota; Fungi; Ascomycota; Dothideomycetes; Dothideales; Saccotheciaceae
Exons: 3
Coding region: 1-699 (232 amino acids)
Biological process (GO): cytoplasmic translation
Molecular function (GO): protein binding
Source: RefSeq, a predicted model, not a curated record
AUGGGUAGAGAAGAACAGACUGAGGAGCGCGAGGUCCUCGACUCCAUCUUCCCCGACGAAAUCACCGACAUCUCAGAGACAGAAUACCGUGUGUCGAUAGAGCUCGAAGUGACUGAAGAAGAUGGAUCAACAGAGAUGCCUCCCACUAUCAUCCUCUCCGUCGCAUACCCAGAAGACUACCCAGAUGUAGCUCCGCGACUAGACCUUUCUGCACCACCAAACGCACCAAAGCACAAACACCUCGACAUCCAAGAAGACAAAGCCCGCCUCUUGGAUGGUCUGACCGCAACAAUCGAAGAAAACCUCGGCAUGGCCAUGGUCUUCACCCUCGUCACAACCCUAAAAGACGAGGCAGAACUCCUCAUCUCAGAGCGACAACAAGCCGUGCAAGCAGAAAAGGACAUGGAAGCCGCGGAAGCAGAAGCAGAAGAAAACAGGAAAUUUGAGGGCACAAAGGUGACGAGAGAAACAUAUCUGGAGUGGAGUAAUAGGUUCAAGGAGGAGAUGGCCGAGAUUAAGAGAAAGGCGGAAGAGCAAAGGGAGGCGGAGGAAAAGAAGAAAAAGGGUGCCAAGGAAGAGAAGAAGAUGACGGGUAGAGAGCUUUGGGAGAGUGGUAUUGCGACUAGAGCCUUUGUCGACGAGGACGACGAUGGUGCCGACGCGCUGGAAGCUUUGAAAAAGCUCAAGGUCGAGGCUUGA